CGGAAACCGGCUGUCAGCUGUCAAAAAUCAGCCGGGUUCUUUUUCCGUUUAGCAUUUUGAGCGACGCGGCUUCUUCAACCAAUAAUCCAAUAUGCCUCCUAAAUUUGACCCGACAGAAGUAAAAUUGGUUUAUCUGCGUUGCGUAGGUGGAGAGGUCGGUGCGACUUCAUCCCUGGCUCCGAAAAUCGGUCCCCUUGGCUUGUCUCCCAAAAAAGUUGGUGAUGAUAUUGCUAAGGCUACUUCCGACUGGAAAGGCUUAAAGAUUACUGUAUGCCUUACCAUUCAAAAUAGGCAAGCAACCAUUUCUGUGGUUCCAUCUGCUGCGUCCCUAAUUGUAAAGGCACUGAAAGAACCGCCACGCGACCGCAAGAAGCAGAAGAACAUUAAACAUAGCGGAAAUAUCACAUUCGAUGAUAUCCUGGCAAUCGCCCGAACAAUGAGGCCCAGGUCAAUGGCCCGCGAGCUAAAAGGAACUUGCAAGGAAGUCUUAGGCACCGCUCAAAGUGUUGGCUGCACUGUCGAUGGAAAACCUGCCCAUGAUGUUAUUGAUGAUAUCAAUGAUGGCUCCAUGGAGGUUCCCGCAGAAUAGAUAUAACACAUUUUUGCAACAAAAUAAAUCGUACGUUUGACCACACGUACCUUUUCGUUCUUUAUAUAUUAA
This is a messenger RNA of Scaptodrosophila lebanonensis, 661 nucleotides long. It is a transcript of the gene RpL12, whose product is annotated as 60S ribosomal protein L12. Gene Ontology annotation, cellular component: ribosome; cytosolic large ribosomal subunit. The transcript is spliced from 5 exons. The coding region runs from base 92 to 589 and encodes 165 amino acids. Gene Ontology annotation, biological process: translation. Gene Ontology annotation, molecular function: structural constituent of ribosome; large ribosomal subunit rRNA binding. The record is from RefSeq and is a predicted model, not a curated record. Lineage: Eukaryota; Metazoa; Arthropoda; Insecta; Diptera; Drosophilidae.